Linepithema humile (Argentine ant) is the source of this 4155-nucleotide messenger RNA. RefSeq lists its product as uncharacterized. NCBI's taxonomy places the organism in Eukaryota, Metazoa, Arthropoda, Insecta, Hymenoptera, Formicidae. Gene Ontology annotation, molecular function: GTP binding. The record is from RefSeq and is a predicted model, not a curated record.
UCGGGGAAUAACGUCAAAGCGAGUGCACUCGAAGAGCCGAUGGACAACUCUCGAGGCUGUCGAUAGCGCUUCUGGCCUUUGGUCACGACGUUUAAUGCGACGCGCUCAAUAUAGCGCGCGCGAGAGUCAAGCACUUCCGCAUCUGAAGUUUUUCCGAAUGUCGUUCCGUGGCCGAUGACCACGAGGAUCCGCGAAAAGGUGAGACACGCGGUGGGAAAAAAAAAAGAGACACAGCGUCCGCCGCGUGCCGCUGCUGUCCCGGUCUUCGCGGGGUAAAAAGCAGACGAAGCAGAAGCGGUCAGGAAGAAGAGAGGGGCAUUCUCGGGGUUUGGCGGUAGUGACAAUGCCAGUGCCUCGCGGACUAGUUGGAGCGAGGGCGGAAUCGAGAAGUGAGAGAGAGAGAGAGAAAGAGAGUACGAGCUGUGCGCCCCAGCGCCCUGGCCCUGGCCGAUCGCGUAGUGUCUAGUGUGACGAGAUGACGGGCGCGCGGAUGAGACCCGCGCUCGUCGCGGGCCUCCUUCUGGGCCUUCUAGCCGUCGCCUUACAAGGAGUGCAAAGCGAGGACGAGCUAGAACGGAUACCGUCUGAAGAUCUAUGUCGACCGUACAUCGAGAAGGCACUCAAGGAUCUCGGCACAGGAUCUUUGGAGCAGACCAGUGCAGAGGUCGGAAUCGAGGUCGACCAAGAAAGCCAUGAGGAAGCGUCACCUGCGAGCGAGGAAGCUGGAGAGGCAGCAGACGAUGAUUCGAAAGAAGAGAGUGCGGCUAAGGACGAGGAAGGAUCCGUAGAGGAAGGCACUGAAACGGCCGCAGAUGAGAGUAAGGAAGCGGUUGAAGAGCAAGCCGACACUAGCGAAGAAAAGACAGAGGGAGAAUCCGAAAAAGUAGAAGACGAACCAAGCGAAGAAGCCGCGGCUGCCGAGAGUGCCGAAGAUAGCGCCGCUCAAGAAGAAACAGAGGAAGCAGAAGGUGCAUCCGAAGCGACAGAAGACGACGGAGAACAAACCGAUUCCUCCGAAAAAGUGACUGAAAGCGAAGAAGCGAAAACCGAGGAGGAAGAGAAAGAGAAACCUGACGAAGAGAAAUCCGACGAAGAAACAAAAGUAGGAGACGAAAAAUCCGACGAGGAAAAAGUAGACGACGAAUCAAAGUCCGAGGAAGAAAAAAGUGAAGCCGAAGAAUCAAAGGCUGAAGACGAAACGCAAGAGGAAUCCAAGGAAGGUACCGAAGAAGUAGAAGUUGAGUCCAAAGAAGAGGCGGAAGCUCAACAAGCAUCCGCGGAAGCUAGCGUUGAGGAAGGAAGCGAGAAAGAGGAGGAAGCUGACAGCAAAGCUGAAGAGGGUGCCGAAUCGACUGAGGAUCAGACGGUGAGUGGCGAAGAUGAGAAAGUUAGCGCUGAGGAAGAAGCGCAGAGUGAAAGUGCGGAAGCUGAAGGUGCAACUGAGGAAAAAGAAAGCGCUGAAACAGCAGGCUCUGAAGAUGUAGAAGAGAUAAAAUCGGAAGAAGCGGAAGAUUCGGGAGCGAAAUCUGCUGAAGAGGAAGAGGAGAAAUCUGUAGAAGAGGAAGCAAAAUCUGUGGAAGAAGAAGCGCAAUCCGCUGAGGAAGAAGGAGCGAAGUCUGCAGAGGAAGAAGAAGCGAAAUCCGCGGAGGAAGAAGGAGCGAAAUCCGCGGAGGAAGAAGGAGCGAAAUCCGCGGAGGAAGAAGAAGCGAAAUCCGCGGAGGAAGAAGGAGCGAAAUCCGCGGAGGAAGAAGGAGCGAAAUCCGCGGAGGAAGAAGGAGCGAAAUCCGCGGAAGACGAAGAAGCGAAAUCUGAAGAAUCAGAAGCGAAGUCUGCGGAAGAAGAAGGCGCGGAGACAGAAGAGAAAGAGGGAAAAUCGGAGGAAGAAGAUGCGAAAUCUGAUGGAGAGGAAGAGGAGAUAAAAUCGCGCGACAAAAGAGAAGUCGGCGAGGAAGGAGCCGAAGCAGGCAGUGAAUCUGCGGAAGAAGCUGCUAGCGAAGAGGAACAAGAACCAACUCCAGAGGAGGAUUUAAUUCAGGAAAUCGAAAUACCGGAGAACCUUCGACCUAGAGAUCACAUCAAUCAACUAUUGAAAUUGGAUGAGGAAAAUGAGGAGAGAGAGCGGGCUGUACAAAGAGAGGCCGAUAUCAUCCUCAGGGAUCUGAAGAGACUCUACGAUAGCGCUAUACAACCAUUGGAAACCAUGUACAAAUAUAGGGACUUGAGUAACAGGCACUUCGGAGAUCCCGAAAUAUUCUCCAAGCCACUGGUGCUCUUUAUGGGUCCAUGGAGCGGAGGGAAAUCAUCCAUUAUCAAUUACCUGCUUGACAUCGAGUACAAGCCAACAUCGCUGAGGACAGGUGGUUUGAGAGAGUGCUUAGAAGAGCAUUGCAAAUCGCCAAAUGGAAAAAAUGACACAGGAGCCGAACCAUCACCGGCGUACUUCAACAUAAUAAUGCACGGCGAGGAGGAGGAAGUCCUUGACGGCACACAACUGGCCGCCGACUGGACCUUUUCGGGAUUACAGAAGUUCGGCCAGGGUCUGCUAGAUCGUCUCAGAGGCUUGCGACUUAACAACAAACUGUUGGAAAAGGUGAACAUCGUCGAGAUACCAGGUAUCUUAGAGAUUCGCAAGCAAGUUCAACGCUUAUUCCCUUUCAACGAUGCGUGUCAGUGGUUCAUCGAUCGAGCGGACAUAAUAUUCUUGGUUUACGAUCCCGCCAAGUUAGACGUGGGACCCGAAACCGAGGCGAUUCUUGAUCAAUUAAAGGGAAGGGAGUAUCAAACACGCAUCAUCCUCAAUAAGGCCGAUCAGGUGAAGCCUGAGGAACUCAUGAGGGUGCAAGGCGCCCUAAUCUGGAAUAUAUCGCCGCUGAUGUCGAGCGCGGAGCCGCCGAUAAUGUACUCCACGUCAUUGUGGUCUUUGCCUUACGAAGCCGGUGCGCCCAUCAGACUGUUGUACGCUCAAGAACGCGCAUUCCUUCGCGAUCUACGCACCGCAGUGAACAAAAGAGUCGAGCACAAAAUAGCGAGCGCCAGAAGAUUCGCCGUACGAGUGCGCAAUCACGCAAAGAUGGUGGACUGUUAUCUGACUACGUACUACAACCACAAGACGUUCUUCGGCAACAAGCGGGAGAUCAGCGACAAGAUCGUUGAGAACCCGCAGGAUUACCACAUCUACGAGGGCCUCAGCACCCUGACGAACAUAUCGCGUUACGACCUGCCCGAUCCAGACGUCUACCGCGAUUUCUUCCGGCUGAAUCCGCUUUACGACUUUCCGCUGCUGAGCUCCACGUGCACGUACUUCCGCGGCUGCCCGAUCAACAGGCUCGAUGUAGCCAUCGCUUACGACCUACCCGAAUUGGUAGGCAAGUACAAGAAAUCGGCGGAGGCGGUGUUGCACGAGCACGAGGGCAACAGCCCGCCGAGUUGAGUGCGAGUCCGCGUUCCGGAAUCGAGCUCUUGAUACCAUACGAAAUAUACGGAUCGGCGAGACAUAGCGACCGAAUUCACUUUCGCUAGAUUUCGAUAAGAACGCUCAGCCGAAAGCAUACCUUGGUAACGCGCAAAGAUUGAAGAACGAUAACGGUGAAUGCGCUUUCGACUAAGCGCUGUCCGAUAUUUGAGAUGGUACCGAGGACUUUCUUCCCGAAACUCAGACAACCUGGAUCGCACUACUCUCGCGCGUCGUAUUCGAAAUGCUCCUAAUGAGAAUAAGUCGGCUUCGCGAAAGAAACCGACAAAAGAGCAGGAAGUCUUGAAACGUGAAAGUCGAGGUGUCGUCACGGCGGGUGGAUAACGCCGAGUAUCUCUAGAUCCGGACAGCUUAAGGAUAGCAUCCUUCUCGACAGAGCGAAGAACACGACGUGGAGUGUGGUAUCACGCGUUCAGCGGGUGUACAUCUGCUCGUUUGCAGAGGAAGAACAAGUGUGUCGCUUGUGUCUGGUAAAACAAUGCGAGUGCUACCAUUCCGAUCCAAAAGCGGACAGUCAGAGUUCCCUUCGAAUAUAAUGUGUUCAGAUAUCGGUUCCUCACGACAAUAACUUCAAGUUUCGGCGCAGUGAUCUGUCAUUUCAUAUUUUUAAGUAUUUGACCAAAUUUAUCGAAAUAUGAAAUAUAUAAUCAAAACAUUCAGAAGAAUAAUUUAUUCAAUUUUCA